GGGAGGAACAACUAUUCCUACUUGGCAGAAGAAUUUUGGAAAUAAUUUGCUUUGGCAAGAGAAACCUGAAAUUUAAUGACUUGUUAUGGAAAAGCUGGAGUUCCAAGUCCAGGAGCAAGAUGAGAAAGAAGUAGUCUCUGUUUCUCCUGAUUCGGGCGUCAGUCUGUGCGAGUCUGAUGACAGCGGCAAAGAACAGGAAUGCUCCUUAAGUGCGAAAGGUUCGACUGAAACGCAGAGCAAACUGUGUGAUGUCAGGUCUUCCCCUGAAGCAAAAUGUUAUUCUCCGAAUACACUAGAUCCAUUCUUCUACAAAUAUGGAGGUUCAGAUAAUAGAAAACUGACAUUACUCAAAUCUUUGAGUCAAGAUAGUGAAUAUUCUUUAGAUAGCUCCCUCUUCGAUGCCGAAGAAUUUCUGCAAGAACUCGGAUUUGCGGGAACCAGCGAUCCCACGAUUCCAGAAAGAUUUCUACCUUCCCUUUUACAGCGUCUUUCCCAGUUCCCAGAAUCAGAAAUUCAAACUUUGAAUGAUAGAAUAGUGCAGUCCAUUGGAUGUUUCAGGAGAAAGGAAGGGAAGCGACGACUCUUCAGGAAUUUGAGCAUCGGACGAGAGUUGCAGUCUCUGCAAGGCGGCGACAAGAACUCUUUGAUGUGUCCUGCGAAUAAUUACCCUCUACUACGUUCGAACACUGGUCCAGCAGCAUUUUCGUGUGAAGAGCCAACUCUGACGACAGAUUCUGGUAAUUCUUUGCCAGGGGUUGCAGUCAGUACAGACAGUAGUAGUAAAGUGUCUCCAGCUAUUUCGUUUGAUGACGAAAAUCUUCCAUUGAGCCCAGUUGCGAUUUUGGUAUCUUCAGACAGUGUAGACCAAGAGAUCAAGUUAAGAAAUUUUGCAACAGCAGAAAAGACAGAAAAUGUGUCAUGUAACGGAAACGAGUUUGAUACUUGCGAUUCUGAUAGUACAAAGGUAUCAGAAUAUUCAAAUGAGCAGAAUAACAGUAAAAACGAAAUUGACCUUUGUGAUGCUGAUCUUGCGAAGAUAACAGAAAAUAAUUCGAGUGAACCUUCAAAUGAAGAGAGUUAUGGUAAAAAUGAAUUUAAUCUUUCUGAUUCUUAUUAUGCAGCAAUAACAGAAAAUUCAACUGAACCUAGCGUCGGUACAUCUGAUUUAGAAAUACAACACCUUCCGGACAAGUAUCAAUCGGAAAAAGAGAAAAGGCUGAAGCGUGAUUUUAUUGAAAACUACGAAAAAGAAAACAUUUACCCGAAUACGGAAAGAAACACAAAUGUAUUUGUUAAGUGUAAAUUUAAUUCCACAGAGUAUACAGACCAGGAAAACACUGCAGCACCUGUUGUUGCAAACGUUAUUUAUAGUGAUACAUCAUCAGCUGAAUUGUCCAAAACAUUAGAUGAAACGUUUGUUUCGAAAUCUGAGAAUUCCAUUCCUCAGCAAUUGUAUUCUAUUGAAGGCAGUUCAAAAUGUUUAACUACAAAAAAACCUUUAAAAAGGACUUCUAAUUCUCAGUUAUUACAGGAUGUUAAAACAUUUUCCGAUAAUUUCAUAAAAUCUGAAGAUAAAGAGUGUAGUAAUUAUGUUCCUAUUGUUGCUAAUGAGAAUACAGAAGCUGUGAACUAUGAUUUCUCUGCCCGGCUCUUCUGUCCGGAAGCUGUGAACUAUGAUAUUCCGGAAAACUCUAUACAUUCAGAGUUUUUUUCCGCUCCUGAUACACAUCGUUCAGAAUUGGAUUUAAAAUAUGAAAACACUUCUCAGAGGGAUUUUAAUGCGAUUCAAAAUGAAAAUAAAUUUAAAAAUGAAAGAGUUAAGAAACUUUUACAUUCCAAAUCUGUUUCUUUAACAAACUUUUUAUCGUCUAUGCUGCAUAGCAAAGAUGAAAUACAGUCAUUAAAUUCAGCUGCUGGCCAAAAUUUUAUCUCAUCUGACGUAGUAGAAAAUAACUGUAAUGGUUUGAAACAUCUUUCAAAGCAAUCCAAUAAUCGUGUUCAAAAUAUUGAAAGUGUUUCAAAUGUUGCUCAUCAUCUUCAAGAUGAAAAUAUUGCUAAAGACGUUUCAACUGUUGCUCAUGAACCUCAUGCUGAAAAACGCAUUCCCCAAAUCUCACCUAAUCUUGCCACUAAUCAAAUGUUUCUUGAAUGUAAUACGUGUUGUGAUAAUGAACAAUUUAAUAAACUUUCUAGUCGUAAACGUCGUAUCCUAAGAAGAAUGUCGUCAUCAUUACAGUGCCCCGAGUUUUUUGAAGCCAGUGUUGAUUUGCAAGAAUCUGUAUACACCGAUAUUAUAACAGAUAAUGAUUCUUUGGGGAAUGAAACCUAUCUUGCCAAUGAAAAUCGCCAAAACCUUCCUCUUAGAAAAGUUAAAUCUCUUCCUUGCGGUUCAGAUCUUCAAGAAACUCGUGUUUUUGCCCAAAAGAGAGGGUUUUGCGGUUGUGAACUCUUAAAACGUAGCUAUUACAGAAAUGCAUCCCAGAAUGAUAAUACAUUUCAUGAAAACGAUACAGGGAACAACUGCAGUCCCCAGUUUUAUCGUCAACCAAAAUCUGUUUCGAGAUCAGCUCGAAAGAGAUUUCUUUCGUGUCCUUCAUCUAAAUUAAAAUUUAGUUUUAGUUCUAGCGACAACUUAAAAGAUUUGUCUCAGAAUUUAAAUCUAGCUAAAUGUGAAUGGAAUUCUAGUCCAUCUCUAAAUAGUUGCAAUAGUUCAAAUAAAUUCGAUUUUACGAAAACGGUUCCUCAGUCUGGAAACUGUCGGAUGGACUGCCCCAUCAGACCAUAUUAUUCUUGCACAGAUUUUGAAAUUAAUAAAGAAGAAUUUUUUGCAGCUAAAGGCUGGAGUUCAAACUCUUGUAGAGAUCCUGUUUCCACUGCUCCAUUCAUGUCCCCAGUACAGACUAACGAUAUUUUUCCAUCUGGAACUACUUCAGACAAUCGAAAAUAUCCACUAUGGUCUUCCACACCAAAUAUCAACUUAGCUGCUUCAAAAAAUGCUUUCACAUCUGCAUUAAAUUCAACAACGAACGCAUUAGAAUCAAAAAAAUGUAUUACGGAUUGUCGGGCAUUUAGACCGAGAUUGCAUAGAUGGGACUCCUCUUCAAUGCCAGCAGUUGAUGAAUCUUCAUUCCAAGACGAAGUAUUCAACACCAGGGAGUUGGAUACAUAUUGCUGCUUGCAUCAAAAUUUACCGGAGUUCAGAUGUAGAAAACGCGAGUUUUUAAAUCCCCAAAAUGGUAUAAACAAUAGAAAUGGUAAUGACACUUCUCGUACAAAAUCGUUUGGCAAUCAUUCGUGUAAGAAUCAUUGUAGCCGCGAGUUUGAUACAGAUUCUUCUAACUUCCAUAAUUCGUUUUCUUCAGACUCCUCUCUGUUUCGAAAUAGUUGUAGCUUUGUUAAUCUUCCGAAACAUUUUACUCAAAGUAAUGGUGUUAGUUGCCCGCUUUGUAUUUCCAGGUCAUUGCCUCUUCAGCAAAGAAAUGGGCAUGAAAUGAUAUAUCCGUCACUUACGACCCCUCAUACUACUACAAUAAAGAUGGCAGAAAAAAUACUAGAAUCCACGGAAGUCGAUAAAAAAAAUCAGUUAUCUCCCAACAAUAAAAGUGAAGCUUUGCUAGAGAGAAAAAUUCGUGUGUUUUCUAAGAUUCUGACUAGUUUAGGAAGUCUUUCAAAACUGUCUGACAGCAUAGAUAGAAGUGCAUCCUGCGAGACAACAAGUGACGUUGCAGCAAAAAGACCUUUGGAGGAUUCUGAUAAGGUUUUAACAAUCGUUAAUCACAAUACACAACGUAAUGUAAAAGUCGAAGGGCAAAAGUUAACAUCUUCUACCGAAAUCGAUAAAUUGCUCUGCAUAUUGAAAACGUUAAACGCAAACCAGAAUGGGAAGAAAUGUUCUGUUGUGAGAUCGGACACUUCAGAUUUGUGUAAUACAAAGGAAUAUAAAAGUAUAGAAAAUUUACCAAACACUGUUUAUCGAAAUGAAGUAUCUUUAGAAGCGCCUUUUGACAAGAGUGGCGUUCGAAGCAGUUACAAGCCUGUUUGUUACACUUCUUCUGUUUCCUUCAGGAUUAAUAUGGAGGAAUGUAGCCCAGAAAGCAACGGAAAUAAAAGUCCCAUUAGUGAGAAAAUAUUGCAUGCUAAUGAAUUCAGAACCCCCUCUCCUCUUCAAGAUCAGAUGCCGUUCAGGGAAGUUUCGAAAGACCUUGAAGAGCUUCAGAAAUCAAUAAAAAAGGCCAAGGAGACUAGAAUUUCCGCUUCGAAGGAACUGCACAUCUUGCAGGAACUACUCUCUAGAGACUGCAUAGAUGAAUUCCAUGAAAGAAGUUCAGCAAAAGAAAAAAGGAAACUUUUUCGUCUUCCAUCAGACAAGCAAAUGAAAGACAAAAGGCGUGAGAGCGAUUUAACAGAAGAAAAUUUCCUG
Messenger RNA from Stegodyphus dumicola, 4420 nucleotides. RefSeq lists its product as uncharacterized. Lineage: Eukaryota; Metazoa; Arthropoda; Arachnida; Araneae; Eresidae. The record is from RefSeq and is a predicted model, not a curated record.